CAGCGUCCGCUCGGGAGGAGAUUUCGCGGCUAAUCUCGGGAUGCCUUGCAGAUGCAAAAUGUGUCUCUGGCCAGCAGGAGGAAGGAAGAGGAAGUGAGAGCAGCGGCCGCCGGCGGCGCAGCAGCCGGCCGACCCGGAGUGUAAGUGCGUGUGCUCUGGCGAGCGCGAACCGGCGAGGAUGGGCAAGGGAUAGAGGCAGAGCCACUCACACCGCCGGGGCCCCGAGUUGGGCGACAGACCCUCCGGUCCCCCUUCAGUGGUCGCGGGGUCGCCAGAGCUCUGAUUGCUGGGAACCCUCGCCGCUGCCGCCGCCGUCCUGCGACCCCGGGCAGGAUCUUAGUUUCCUGACCAAGGAUUGAACACGUACUCUUGGCAGUAAAAGCUCGGCGUCCUAACCACUGGACCACCAAGGAAUUCCCUGUAUAGACACGUGCGGCCAUCUACACUGUAAGAUCCCACUUCCACCGGCUUUGGAUAUUCCGGGGAUUUGCAAUGCCGCCGCCUGCGGACAUCGUCAAGGUGGCCAUAGAAUGGCCUGGCGCCUACCCCAAGCUCAUGGAAAUCGACCAGAAAAAACCACUGUCUGCAAUAAUAAAGGAAGUCUGUGAUGGGUGGUCCCUUGCCAACCAUGAAUACUUUGCACUGCAGCAUGCUGAUAGUUCAAACUUCUAUAUCACAGAAAAGAAUCGCAAUGAAAUAAAAAAUGGCACUAUCCUUCGAUUAACCACAUCUCCAGCUCAAAACGCCCACCAGCUCCAUGAACGAAUCCAGUCGUCGAGUAUGGACGCCAAGCUGGAGGCCCUGAAGGACUUGGCCAGCCUCUCCCGGGAUGUCACGUUUGCCCAGGAGUUUAUCAAUCUGGAUGGCAUCUCUCUCCUCACGCAGAUGGUGGAAAGCGGCACUGAACGAUACCAGAAAUUGCAGAAGAUCAUGAAGCCUUGCUUUGGAGACAUGCUGUCCUUCACCCUGACGGCCUUUGUGGAGCUGAUGGACCACGGAAUAGUGUCCUGGGAUACGUUUUCGGUGGCAUUCAUUAAGAAGAUAGCAAGUUUUGUUAACAAGUCAGCCAUAGACGUCUCCAUCCUGCAGCGGUCCUUGGCCAUUCUGGAGUCCAUGGUGCUCAACAGCCAUGACCUCUACCAGAAGGUGGCACAAGAGAUCACUAUUGGCCAACUCAUUCCCCAUCUUCAAGGGACAGAUCAAGAAAUCCAAACCUAUACCAUUGCAGUGAUUAAUGCACUUUUCCUGAAGGCUCCUGAUGAGAAGAGGCAGGAGAUGGCGAAUAUUUUGGCUCAGAAGCAACUGCGUUCCAUCAUCUUAACACAUGUCAUCCGAGCUCAGCGGGCCAUCAACAAUGAAAUGGCACACCAGCUGUACGUGCUGCAGGUGCUAACCUUUAACCUUUUGGAAGACAGGAUGAUGACCAAGAUGGAUCCCCAGGACCAGGCUCAGCGGGACAUCAUAUUUGAACUUCGAAGAAUUGCUUUUGAUGCAGAGUCUGAACCAAAUAACAGCAGCGGCAGCAUGGAGAAGCGCAAGUCCAUGUACACCCGGGAUUAUAAAAAACUUGGCUUCAUUAAUCAUGUCAACCCUGCCAUGGACUUUACCCAGACACCUCCUGGGAUGUUAGCUCUGGACAAUAUGCUCUACUUUGCCAAGCACCACCAGGAUGCCUACAUUCGGAUUGUGCUUGAGAACAGUAGCCGAGAAGAUAAGCACGAAUGUCCCUUCGGCCGCAGUAGUAUAGAGCUGACCAAGAUGCUGUGUGAGAUCUUGAAAGUGGGCGAGCUGCCUAGUGAGACCUGCAACGAUUUCCACCCGAUGUUCUUCACCCACGACAGAUCCUUCGAGGAGUUUUUCUGCAUCUGUAUCCAGCUCCUGAACAAGACAUGGAAGGAAAUGAGGGCAACCUCUGAAGACUUCAACAAGGUAAUGCAGGUGGUGAAGGAGCAGGUUAUGAGAGCUCUUACAACCAAGCCUAGCUCCCUGGACCAGUUCAAGAGCAAACUGCAGAACCUGAGCUACACCGAGAUCCUGAAAAUCCGCCAGUCUGAGAGGAUGAACCAGGAAGAUUUCCAGUCUCGCCCGAUUUUGGAACUAAAGGAGAAGAUUCAGCCAGAAAUCUUGGAGUUGAUCAAACAACAACGCCUGAACCGCCUCGUGGAAGGGACCUGCUUUAGGAAACUCAACUGCCGGCGGAGGCAAGACAAGUUUUGGUAUUGUCGGCUUUCACCAAACCACAAGGUCCUGCAUUAUGGAGACUUGGAAGAAAGUCCUCAGGGAGAAGUGCCCCACGAUUCCUUGCAGGACAAACUGCCGGUGGCAGAUAUCAAAGCUGUGGUGACGGGAAAGGACUGCCCUCAUAUGAAAGAGAAAGGUGCCCUUAAACAAAACAAGGAGGUGCUUGAACUUGCUUUCUCGAUCUUGUAUGACUCAAACUGCCAGCUGAACUUCAUAGCUCCUGACAAGCACGAGUACUGUAUCUGGACAGAUGGGCUGAAUGCGCUGCUGGGGAAAGACAUGAUGAGUGACCUGACGAGGAAUGACUUGGACACGCUGCUCAGCAUGGAAAUCAAGCUCCGCCUCCUGGACCUGGAAAACAUUCAGAUCCCCGACGCACCUCCACCCAUCCCCAAGGAGCCCAGCAACUAUGACUUUGUCUAUGACUGUAACUGAAGCACCCAGGGCCCAGAAGCUCCCCCUCCAAAACUGGAAGAGCUAGCUAACAGGAGAGAAGAAUGAAAACACUCCCACGCCUUGGAAUCCGCUGUGGUAGAGGAAAGCUGUGGUCCACAUUUCCUUUGGGCCCAGCGCCUCUAGCCCCGGCGUCUUCCUGCCCCUCCCUGGCAUCCUGCUCACCGCCCUGAUUCCGUUUCUAGACUCCGUUGCUUUAGGUCACCUCCCGUUGCUGCAGCCUAAGGUGGGAGAAAAGCAAAACCCACCGCCAGUAAGAGAGCCAAAGGGCCCCUCCAUCUUCAUCCCAGCAGGCAAGCCCUCCCCUCCUGGAGGCUGAAAGCCAGCAGCACCAGACCGCCCCCAAACCUACAGCCAGACCCAGGGGUGUGCCCGAGGCCUGUGUCUGGAAGAAACAGUCGAGCUGCUUGAGGAGACCAAACACCUCCUCGUCCCCCUGCUGUCUAGAGUCCGCUCACACCACCAGUUCCAUGUGAAUUGAAAUCUGCUUCCAAACCCCCUCCCUCCCGCAUCCCAGCCUUUGCCUGCCCUUUUCCUCUCUGGUCCCAAGAGCAACAGCUUCUUCCUAGUUCUCGCCAGCGCUGGGUCUCCAGACACAGUCCGUGGGUCCCAUGGCCACUUCACGUCCGCCCUGUGACUGUGACCACCCUUCCUGCCUCCCAGCUAGUCUUGGCUUUCCUCUCCCCGCCCCAGCCCAGACCUGCCCUCUUCAUUUUCACACACCCUUCCAGCCCCUUAGCUGAAAGCACAAAUGGUGAAAUCAGUCACCUUGCUCCAUCUCUAAUGUACUAAAUCUCAAAGCCUCGAUGACAGGCAGUUGCUAUCUAAGGGUUUGGUGGUCCUUCUCCUGGUGGUUCUGCUGAACACAGGUUUCCACAGGAUGGUCAAAUAGCCAAGUUUACAUCGUUGUAAUUAUUACAGGUAUUGACAGUUUGCAAGGGUUCAGGGUUGUUGGUUUGGGGGGGGGGUUUUUUUUGGUUUCUUUUUUCUUUGCUUUGUUUUUGUACAAAAGAGUCUAACAUUUUUUGCCAAACAGAUAUAUAUUUAAUGAAAAGAAAAGAUACAUAAAGGUGUGUACUUUCCAGGGUUUUUUUUUUUU
This is a messenger RNA of Eubalaena glacialis (North Atlantic right whale), 3793 nucleotides long. It is a transcript of the gene ELMO1, whose product is annotated as engulfment and cell motility 1. Gene Ontology annotation, cellular component: guanyl-nucleotide exchange factor complex; plasma membrane. The record is from RefSeq and is a predicted model, not a curated record. Bases 493 to 2676 code for a protein of 727 amino acids. Lineage: Eukaryota; Metazoa; Chordata; Mammalia; Artiodactyla; Balaenidae. Gene Ontology annotation, biological process: actin filament organization; cell motility. The transcript has 23 exons.